Molecule: messenger RNA, 3486 nt
Organism: Galeopterus variegatus (Sunda flying lemur)
Lineage: Eukaryota; Metazoa; Chordata; Mammalia; Dermoptera; Cynocephalidae
Gene: ETS2
Product: v-ets avian erythroblastosis virus E26 oncogene homolog 2
Exons: 9
Coding region: 14-1402 (462 amino acids)
Biological process (GO): cell differentiation; regulation of transcription by RNA polymerase II
Cellular component (GO): nucleus
Molecular function (GO): sequence-specific DNA binding; DNA-binding transcription factor activity, RNA polymerase II-specific
Source: RefSeq, a predicted model, not a curated record
UGGAAUCAAGAACAUGGACCAGGUAGCCCCUGUGGCUAACAGUUUCAGAGGAACACUCAAGCGCCAGCCAGCCUUCGACACUUUCGACGGGUCCCUGUUUGCAGUCUUCCCCUCACUGAAUGAAGAGCAAACGCUCCAAGAAGUGCCCACAGGCUUGGACUCAAUUUCUCAUGACUCGACCAGCUGUGAAUUGCCUUUGUUAACUCCAUGCAGCAAAGCUGUGAUGAGUCAGGCUUUAAAAGCUACCUUCAGUGGCUUCAAAAAGGAGCAGCGCCGCCUCGGCAUCCCAAAGAACCCCUGGCUGUGGAACGAGCAGCAGGUGUGCCAGUGGCUUCUCUGGGCCACCAACGAGUUCAGUCUGGUAAACGUCAAUCUCCAGAGGUUUGGCAUGAACGGCCAAGUUUUGUGUAACCUUGGCAAGGAGCGCUUUCUGGAGCUGGCACCUGACUUUGUUGGCGACAUUCUCUGGGAACAUCUGGAGCAGAUGAUCAAAGAAAACCAAGAGAAGACAGACGAUCAGUAUGAAGAAAAUUCACACCUCAACUCAGUUCCUCAUUGGAUCAACAGCAAUACAUUAGGUUUCGGAGUGGAGCAGGCGCCCUAUGGAACGCAGGCUCAGAGCUACGCCAAAGGCACUCUCCUGGACAGCAUGUGUCCGCCGUCCUCAGCACCCAGCAGGCUGGGCUCCGAGCAGGAGUUUCAGAUGUUCCCCAAGUCUCGGCUUGAUACUGUCAGCGUCAACUACUGCUCCGUCAACCAGGACUUCCCAGGCAGCAACUUGAAUUUGCUCACCAACAAUUCUGGGAAGCCCAAAGACCAUGCCUCCUCCGAGAAUGGCACGGAUAGCUUCGAAAGCACCGACCCGCUGCUGCAGUCCUGGAGCAGCCAGUCAUCCCUGCUGGAUGUGCAGCGGGUACCUUCCUUCGAGAGCCUGGAGGACGACUGCAGCCAGUCUCUCUGCCUCAGUAAGCCGACCAUGUCUUUCAAGGACUACAUCCAAGACAGGAGUGACCCCGUGGAGCAAGGCAAACCAGUUAUACCUGCGGCUGUCCUGGCUGGCUUCACGGGCAGUGGGCCUAUUCAGCUGUGGCAGUUUCUUCUGGAGCUGCUCUCAGACAAGUCUUGCCAGUCAUUCAUCAGCUGGACCGGGGAUGGAUGGGAGUUCAAGCUUGCUGACCCCGACGAGGUGGCCCGCCGCUGGGGAAAGAGGAAGAACAAGCCCAAGAUGAACUAUGAGAAGCUGAGUCGCGGCUUACGCUACUAUUACGACAAGAAUAUCAUCCACAAGACGUCGGGGAAGCGCUACGUGUACCGCUUCGUGUGCGACCUGCAGAACUUGCUGGGGUUCACGCCGGAAGAGCUGCAUGCCAUCCUGGGCGUCCAGCCCGACACCGAGGACUGAGGUCUCGGGGACUGCCCUGUGCCGCCCGGGCCCGGGGGACUGGAGUGGGAAGCCCGUCCUGACCAACUGCUCCAAGGACCCAGGAAAGGCAGGAUUAGUUACGUCCGGGAAAGUUGCCAAGAAGCAGUGGCCUUAUUUCAUCCCACACCGCGCCUCUUUGACAAGGCUGCCUCCCUUGCGGCAGAAGGUGGCGCGGCUUCUCGACUAAAUCCGCUGACGGGCAGAUGCUGCUUAGAACGCUACUCAGUGAAAACAGACGUGGAAGGGCGCCGUGAAGCCACCCUAGCUCUGAGCGGGCCAUGUGACAGGGUGGUUCAGGCUGUUCGAGGCUCUCAAAGGAGCGAGCAUGUCGUGGACACACACAAACAUUUCGUAUUUUUCUUCUGCCUUUUACAACCAGAAACAGCAGAUGCAGAAGCCGUCUCAUUGUUUGAGAGGGGUAGGAGGGUGGGAAGGAAACAAUCGUGCCAUUUCAGAAGUUAGUUUGUAUAUAUUAUUAUAAUCCUAUCAUUGUUAUCAAAGUCUUCUAACAGUCCUAUUUAACAGAAAUUGUAUAUUGUAAUUUAAAAUAAUUAUAUAACUGUAUAUGAAACAAGAAUGCAGACAUGCAAUGUUUUAUUCCACUUUUCAAUAGCACAUAACGAUAUUUUACAAAGAUUUAAUCUGCCAAGGGCCAACUGAGAGUUGUAAGGUGUGUGUUAUUUACAUUUAACGUGCCUACGGGAAUAAGGUCUAAGAGGGUAAUCCCUGGUUUUUGUGUUUCUGUGGGGUUUUUUGCCUUGGUUAUCAUCUGGCAAGGUCUUUGUACAUUUAAGAAUUUUUACAAGAAACUGAAUGUGAUUAUCUGGAGGUUUAGCUGGCCUCUCUGCUUUCUCCUCCAUUAAUUGUAAAGUAAAAGCUAUAAAGCAGUAUUUUUUUUGACAAACGGUAUAUGUUUUCCACUUCUAUGCAUGCCUUUAAACCAGUUUAUAUGCAAGACCUAUUUUAUUUUUUAGUUUAACUGUGUUUCCACAACAACUCACCUCUCCCUGACCAACCAUUUCCUUCCUGUGCCCCAAGUUACUCUGUAUGAUUAAAAUAAGAAUACUAUUUUUAGAAAUAUGUGACUCCUUUUCAGAGAUCAGGAGGGACUUAUGUAGCAGCUAUUUUUACUGCAAAAGUAAUUCACUGGAAAAAAAUGUAAUUUGUAAGAAAGCUUUAUUUUUAUCUCAGCUCCAUGUAAAGUUAAACAUAUUGUAACAGAGCUGAAAGGUGGGGGUGGGGGGUCUUUAUUAAACCUCUGGGGCAUGAAUGAAGCGUGGUCUGCCCCAUCUUUGUUCACCUGUUGUGUCUUGGCUAUCUGGAUAGCAUGCUGCUCCAUCCUGCUCCAUGUCCGCAGCAAGACAGCUUUCUUAUUUUCUUGGACACAGAAUGCCCAGAGGCACAGAGAGGGCGAACAAGGUGGGGAAGAGAAUGCAUCAGAGUAGUUCAUUUGAGUAAAAUGUUUUGAUCGAGGUGGUGACUUUAGCAGUGGUUUCAAAGGUGCAUGUGAGUCACCUGUGUAUUCCUGACCUUCAUGCGUGAUCCAGUCAAGCUGGGUUCACAGUUGGUUGGUCUCUACUAUUCCCUGGCAUGUGGCCAUGGACCAGCGGCUGACAUCCCUAAAGGAUCAUCAUGUGCUGAGGUUGCAGUUGGGUUGCAAGGCAUGCUGGGAAGAACCAAGCCAGAACUGGACAACUCAGCCUAAAUACCACAAAAGACAGUUUCCAGUAUGUUUAAGCACAGGAUGUUUUCCUCAAGUGGGAUCUAUUUAUCACUCAGACAUCUGUUUACAAUAUAAACAGACAUGUGACUGGGAACAUCUUGCUGCUGAAAGGAAUUGUAGCUGUCGGCUCAUUUUAUAUGAGGCUGAACCGCAUGAAGCUGCCAAUGUUAGACUAGGUUUUUAUCUACAAAGAUGGUACGUUUCAUGUGGUUCGACCUAAUAAUGGUGGAAACUAAAGUCCUUAUAAACCUUUGGCAUGGUGAUGAACAGAUCUUGAGUACACAAAUUUUGUAAUCUGGCCUUUUCUUUCUCAAAUAAUAAAGUAUUUUGUUUAUAUAAA